Messenger RNA from Paecilomyces variotii, 1925 nucleotides. RefSeq lists its product as hypothetical. The transcript has a single exon. Bases 496 to 1803 code for a protein of 435 amino acids. The record is from RefSeq and is a predicted model, not a curated record. Lineage: Eukaryota; Fungi; Ascomycota; Eurotiomycetes; Eurotiales; Thermoascaceae.
AUCUAUAUAAUAUAUAUAGAGCUCAAAUCUAUACCUACCGUUCGCCAUCCCUUCGUUAUAUAGGCAGAUAAUAAUAUUCAUCUUUAUACGGCCCCGCUGCCUUGGGCUUCUACAUUCUCUUACAGUUGCCCCUGCAGCCAUACAUUCGUUGUCAGUUACUGUGCUCAGAAAGUUCUUCUACUCUCUUUUAGUCUUAUAAUUCAAUACCAACAGCUCGAAGCCGCUUGUUUACGGUUCACUCGACGCCGUAUCGCCUCAUUAAUAUCCAUUGCCGACUUGCGAACUGUCUCUGAGCCUGAUAUCCUAAUACCCGGCCUACGUUCUCAACUCGAUAUUGGCAAUGAAUGAUUCUAUAUAGACCUAGCAGUCUGAUUGAGGCAUUGAUUAGUCCUCGACCCUGGGGCGCGGGAUAAUCCUCGUUCCAAAUAUCUCUAUAGAUCAUUCACUUGCUACGUUGAUCCUCCACGCUUCUUAAUACUUUUGCUUCAAGCAGCCAUGACACGGGAGGCCGUAGUGCUUUAUUCGUUCGUUUUCUUUGCCUUUGUAUCGACUUUCACUGCGACUGUUUUGAAUGGCGUCUUUGCGGCUUCUCUCAGGCGUCUAUCAACACCACACUCUCUCGACUUCGCUUCUGUCGGGCUCAAUACCAUAAGCUGCGUUAUUCUGCUGGCAUGGACAUCGUUAAUUUUUGCGAGAGGAGACGUUUUACCGACAACUUUGAAGUCAUCGGAAAAGGGGAUAUUAUUUGCCAUUGUAUCAUACCUCUUUGCCACGAUAGAGGUCACUGGAGGGGCGGUAGCGUGGAGUGGCGUCCAAUUCCUAAAGACAUCGACCACGAAAUUCCCCAGUCGAACGGAGUCGCUUCUCAUCGCCUGGACUGUGAUGUGGGCUAUGUCUUCUUUCUUUCAAGGACUGGUUUGUGGCACGUUGAUAGCGACCUUAAUGCAGCAUAGCAACCAAGACAAUGGGCGGCGAGUGGUCGCCUCCCUGGAACGGCAAACGACUGCUUCGACGAGUGAUAUUCGACAAGAUAGACCUUCUGCGCCAAUACGCAGAUAUUCUCUUCGUGAGAAAUUCAAGUCGAGCUCUGAGCGAUUGAAUUCAAUUCGCUCUUCCAUUACAGGGCUUAUCACGCCUAUGACCCCGCUGGGACGCUCCAACUCUAAACGCGUUCCCAAGCACACGUUUCCUGAGUCUGCUUCAGGAGACUAUGACACUCGAGAGCGUGCUUUUGAUAAUUGGGACACCUCUAGUGUCAGUCGGGAAAAUAAAGAGACGGCAUUGCGGUCAAGCAUGCUGUCCUCCAAGCCCCUACCUCAACUUCCUAAUCGCAGUCGGCCACAAACAGCAAAUACGCUCACAGGGUCGAUACUGAGCAGUUCAUCAACUACCUUGCCGCCGUCACCGCAAGGGCCACGCUGUGGGCUUCCUCGAGGAGUCUCUCGACCCCGGACAGUAUCUUUGGAGAGCCAUAUACAUCCACUUUUUCGUUCCGAUAGCCCAUCACCAUCGCCAACACCUAGUCCAGGAACAGUCCUGACAGCUUCGCCUCUUGCAGGCCAGACCAUCAACACACAUACAGUGCGCAAGAUAAGAUCCAGCAGUAUUCUUCAGAGUUCCCAGCCGCUUCCUAGUAUCGACUCAUCAGAGGACUUGAGCGAGACAGACCGUCGCCGCCCUCGACCAGCUCAUCAUAAUUCUGUUUCCUCCAUGCCUGAGUUCGUCUUGGCUGCUGGAAUUCGACAUAGCGCACUGGACUACGAGAAGCGGAAAUACGCAUCGAAGUAUAAUCCUCAACGAUAGAAGCACGGGUCUUUUCAUCUAGUCUGCAAAGGACGCCUGGUACAAUCCCCUUUGCUGCAACAUUCUAUGUGCAGCAGUCUGUCAUUUCCAUAAUGAAAUUUUACGAAUACGAAGUCAAGUAC